UUUGGAUUUGAAUCUCCAGCGGGCUGCGACCGGAAGUGCCGACCCCUCUGCUAAACCAUGGAGCUCCCUGAUCCCCGCUUGCGGUGCCCUUUGCAAGAGCAGCGUGCCCGUUGGGAGCGGAAACGCACCUGCACCUCUCGGGAGCUGCUGGAGACAGAGCGACGCUACCAGGAACAGCUGGGGCUGGUGGCCACGUACUUCUUGGGGAUUCUGAGAGCCAAGGGGACCCUGCGACUCCCAGAGCGUCAGGCCCUGUUUGGGCCAUGGGAACUCAUCUACGGUGCCAGCCAGGACCUGCUUCCCUACUUGGAAGGAGGACACUGGGGACAGGGCCUGGAGGGCUUCUGCUCCCACCUGGAGCUCUACACCCAGUUUGCUGCCAACGCUGAGAGGUCCCAGACCACCCUGCAGGAGCAGCUUAAGAAAAACAAGCGUUUCCGAAGGUUCGUGCGGCUUCAGGAAGGACGUCCGGAGUUUGGGGGUCUUCAGCUCCAGGACCUGCUCCCUCUGCCUCUGCAGCGACUCCAGCAGUAUGAAAAUCUCGUCAUUGCUUUGGCUGAAAACACAGGUCCCAACAGCCCUGACCACCAGCAGCUCACACGUGCUGCUCGGCUGAUAAGUGAAACUGCCCAGCGGGUCAAUGCUAUUGGUCAGAGACAAAAGAAUGACCAGCACCUUCGGCGUGUCCAGGCUCUGCUCAGUGGAUGCCAGGCAAAGGGGCUUACCUCAGGGCGCUGGUUCCUACGGCAGGGCUGGCUGCUGGUGGUGCCUCCCCGUGGGGAACCUCGGCACCGAAUGUUCUUCCUCUUCACUGAUGUGCUCCUAAUGGCCAAGCCUCGACCUUCAUUGCACCUGCUGCAGAGUGGCACCUUUGCAUGCCGCGCCCUCUACCCCAUGGCUGAGUGUCAACUCCAAAGGGUUUUUGGCCACUCAGGAGGCCCUUGUGGUGGACUACUCAGUCUGUCCUUUCCCCAGGAGAAGCUACUACUUAUGUCUCUAGACCAGGAGGAGCUGUCACGCUGGUAUCACAGUCUGACGUUGGCCAUCAGCAGCCAGAAGAAUGAUUAG
Molecule: messenger RNA, 1068 nt
Organism: Chrysochloris asiatica (Cape golden mole)
Lineage: Eukaryota; Metazoa; Chordata; Mammalia; Afrosoricida; Chrysochloridae
Gene: ARHGEF39
Product: Rho guanine nucleotide exchange factor (GEF) 39
Exons: 9
Coding region: 58-1068 (336 amino acids)
Biological process (GO): positive regulation of cell migration
Cellular component (GO): plasma membrane
Molecular function (GO): guanyl-nucleotide exchange factor activity
Source: RefSeq, a predicted model, not a curated record